ACGGAUCCAUUCCGAGCGCAUCUCAUUGCUUUACUUUCUAUUUACGCUCUUGGCGCACCGAGUGCCCCAGUUCCCAUGUACGAUGGCCCUAGCGAUUGGGGAACCAGCGCGAUUCUACGUUCCCUGGAAGACUUUGCCAACCGUAUGUACGCUGCCGAGCAUGCUCUCAGCGGCGUU
Molecule: messenger RNA, 177 nt
Organism: Guyanagaster necrorhizus
Lineage: Eukaryota; Fungi; Basidiomycota; Agaricomycetes; Agaricales; Physalacriaceae
Exons: 1
Source: RefSeq, a predicted model, not a curated record